GUCUACUCGGCAUACGGAUGACCACAGUCACGCAGAGAACGUCCUCACCGCCACGGCACCAGCUCCCUCCAUACAGACUCUCAACACACAUCGCCUCUGAACGCCCAUAGGAUCUGUGAAUUAAGCAAAGAAGUAAAUCAGUUAAGCCCCAGCCCAUACAUUCAUAAGGAAUCUCGUGCCCUUGAGUGAUAUCAUCAGCCCCUCGAAGUGUAAGAGAUAUUGAGUUCAAAGCCCGAAUGGUCUACAUGAAUAAUAACAUAAGGUACAAAAUGUGAUUCAACACAUCUGCAAAUAUAUAAAGGCGGCGAAAGAACACCUGAGCGACAUCACGCAAGGGAAACAGUUUUCGUGACACCUCUUUGCUCCUUGCCCUGUCAGUGUACCCGAUUCUGUGAUACGAUGAGGAACGCGGUGGUUGUGUUUCUGUGGGGCGUGGCUGCUGCCUCUCUCCUCUCCGUGUCACCUGCACAGGCUGAGGAGGAGGCAGAGAUUCCUCCCCCAACAGAAACGCCUCUUGUCGAUGUAAAAAAAGACCAAGGCAAUUCGACGAUCUUCCUCGACCCGUUUCCAGAGAGUGACGUGGCCCCGCAGCGCGACAUACUUCCUCAGGACGACGUGGUUCUUCACACAAACACGACUUUGGAUGACGAAGACGAAGAAGGAGAAUUGGAGGAAGGCUUUUUAGAACGAGAUCUCGGUAAUGUCAAAAGUCAAAGGGGUGAUGGGCAAAGAACUAAAUACUCUAAUAAUAAGGGGCUAGUAAACAAAGGUAAUGAACAAAAUCCUGAAGGGCUUAAAAGAAGGAAGAAGGUAGAUGCAAGGGCUAAGGGGCAGCAAGGGAAUCGCCGAAGGCCUAAGGAUGGCAAACUUAAAUUAAGGAAAAAGGAAAAGAAAACUAAAGCUGGUCAGAAGCAGAUACGAAAAGUAGUAAAGUCUAAGGAUGGCGCCCUCCCCUCCAAGAAAAAUGAGGAGUCUUCGCCUAAGGAUGAUAGUAGAAGACAAAAACCUUGCCAGCCAAAGAGAUCGUGCACCAAGAAACGCGGGAAGUGCAGGUCCUCGUGCAAGAAGAAGGAGAUCGUGUCGAAGAAGGGAAAGUGCAAGGGAAAUUGCGAGUGUUGCGUCAAAAAGGUGAAGAAGUCGUGCAAGCAGAAGGGGCCGUGUGCGGAGCAGGGGACGUGCCGAACCAGCUGCCACGCGAGUGAGACACCCGCCAGCUACCUGCCGUGCAAGGGCCCCAAGUGUAUCUGUUGCCUCUCAAAGACGGACCAAGGAGUGUGUUCAACGAGCCCUGAAUGUGCGAAAGUGAGAGGGACCUGUAAAGCUGCUUGUUCCGGAGAGAAAGUUGUGAGUGGCCUGUGCAAGGGGCCGCACUGCACCUGCUGCGUCCCUCCGGUCUCUUGCCCCAGCACGGACAGCUGUAGGCAGAGCGGAGGGUCCUGCAAAUCUGUCUGUGCGGACACAGAGGUGCUAAGGCCGGGCAACUGUAACCAAGGAUGCUUCUGUUGCGGCCCUGAACCCACCGACUGUACCCAGACGCCGGUUUGCCCUGGAAGGUGUGCCCCGAUGUGUCUGGGCGUGGUGAGUCUCGAAGCGCACUGCCUCGGCGACUCGUGCCUCUGCUGCCUAGACUGCUCCCCUAAUCCAACCUGCAUAGACGCCCAGGGCAAGUGCAAGUCAGUGUGUGGGUGCGGGGAGAAGGAAAUCCCCAAUGGCUGCAAAGGAGGAGGAUGCAAGUGCUGCGUUGCUGCCAUACCAACCUGCGAAUUGCAGCAAACUGGAUGUAGCAGCUGUAUGUACACCCCGCUGUGCAAAGGAGACCCCCCGGCCGCGUCCUGUAGCGGUGGCCCCGGGUGUUCCUGCUGCCCCCCUUAAGUACACCAGCACCCAAGGGAAGGCACUGAAGGCAGGCAUGUCCAAGAGGGUGGGACUGUGGCUUCGGUGAGACUGAUUGAUAGAGAUACCCGUCGUUGCAGCAGUGGUAAUAGCCAUGACUGGUGUGUUGAGAAAGCAUGUCGUGGUGUUACUUGUGGCAUGGUAGUAGUAGUAGUUGUAAUAGUAGUAGUAGAAGUAGUGUUUGUUGCUGAUGCUGUUGUAAAAGGAGUAGAUGUAAUAGUAGUGGUAAUAUAAGUAGUAGUAGUAGUAGUAGCAGUAGUAGUAGUAGUAGUAGUAGUAGUAGUAGCAGUAGUAGUAGCAGUAGUAGCAGUAGUAGUAGUAGCAGCAGCACCAGUAAUUAGUCGCAAUUCUUCAUUCGUGUUGUUACUUGAGAUGUGCAAAAAGAUAAGAAAAAAAAUUCAGCUAGACUCCCUGCGUAGCUUCACACACACACACACACACACACACACACACACACACACACACACACACACACACGUACACACACACACAAAACGGUGGCGGACGAAUGUGAGAGCGAGCAGGGAGUGAGAGUGAACAAGUAUUGGGGAUCUCUCUGCUCUCCCUCACCCUAGCCGCUGCCUUGCUCCCUCCUACUCCUGCUUAUCUGUUAUUGUCUGGCUUGUGUGGCUCAGAAAGUUCAUCCCGUCCGCUCCUUGCAGCAGACACGUCCACUUGACACCCCCUCCACCCCUCUACCACCCCCGUCAGCCUUCAGCGCCUCACCCAUGGCCUCACUCCACCCCACCCCUCCCUCCCGGCACCAACGCCUCCCCGAGUCCCCAUCUGUCAACGCGUCGAGGCAGGCCGUGGGUGGGUGAGGCUGCAACAGGAAGGGAGGGAAGGAAGGGGCGAGACGGGACAAGACGGGAAGUCGAUCUUUUUUUUUUUUUUUUUUUCCUUACCCUCGCUCUUUUUUUUUCAUUUAUCCCAUAUUUUAUUUUGCAAUGUGAGGUUUAUUUAUUUUAUUUUUUUACUGUUAUUAUUAAUACUACUAUUAUUGUUUUUGGUACUACUAUCGCUAAUGAAAUUAUUAUUAUUAUUAUUAUUAUUAUUAUUAUUAUUAUUAUUAUUAUUAUUAUUAUUAUUAUUAUUAUUAUUAUUAUUAUGACAUUGUGUAUGGAUAUCAGCAUUACUUCUAUUAUUAUUAUUAUUAUUAUUAUUAUUAUUAUUAUUAUUAUUAUUAUUAUUAUUAUUAUUAUUAUUAUUAUUAUUAUUAUUAUUAUUAUUAUUAUUAUUAUUAUUAUUAUUAUUAUUAUUAUUAUUAUUAUUAUUAUUAUUAUUAUUAUUAUUAUUAUUAUUAUUAUUAUUAUUAUUAUUAUUAUCGUCAUCAUCAUUAUUACUUGUGUCAUCCUGCCUUUAUGAGAUACGCCUUCACACGUUACAUUUAAAGCUAUGAAAAAUCUGCAAGUUAUGAUAUUAAACGAGUUGGUACUAUUGUAAUUUUCUUUUUCUUUUUACGUGAGAAAUGAUUUUCAAAUUCAGAGAGAAGGGCAAUCAUUAUUCAACAUACGAUUAACACUUAAAAGUCUCGUACCGCUUGGAUGAUUUAUACUCAUUGACAGCUGCUACCCGUCUCCUCGUUGGGUCACCGACUUUAUGAAUGGCCAGGGACGUUCACUACUGCACAGGCGGGGCUGGUGGCGGGUGUUGGCAUAUACAUUACCGGGUUGUGUGUGCUCAGGUUUCAUUCACUGUAACAUGAUUUCUCAGACACUCGAGGGACACAUGAAGGUUGCACGCAUACCUGAAAUUGUUCUUUGUGUUCAUACAGUCAUACUUUAUGCCUUGAUGUGUGCAUGGUGGCACUUGCUUUCUUGUAAGUCUGUUGAAAAGGAAAUAAAUACAUAUGCACAGUGUGAA
Messenger RNA from Eriocheir sinensis (Chinese mitten crab), 3756 nucleotides. Its product is annotated as extracellular matrix organizing protein FRAS1-like. The record is from RefSeq and is a predicted model, not a curated record. NCBI's taxonomy places the organism in Eukaryota, Metazoa, Arthropoda, Malacostraca, Decapoda, Varunidae. The coding region runs from base 400 to 1872 and encodes 490 amino acids. The transcript has 6 exons.